UGUCUACUACUAUUUUUUGAGCUGACAAAAAAUAUACACUUUAUUUAAUCGAUUUUGUGCAAUAGUUAUUUUUUUUUUAGUUUGACAGACUUAUUUCUGUCUCCUAAUUAUGUGGAUUUUUGUUCAGAAMUGUCUUUUUGUAGCUCAAACAUAACGCAUUUCCUUAAUUCUGUCAAUUCAGUUGGRAUGAUUUGCCUUUUCAACUACCUCAAACAACAAAUGUGGACACCUGGCUUUUCGAAUUUUGCGGCUUCUGCAUACACAAACUCUAGCUUGUGAUUGGUCAGUUCGAAAGUCUAUUGUUUUUUCCAGCGUYGUGAUUGGACGACAGGCCAUGAAAGARUAUCGUCAGUUUCAUGCGAAUCAAAACAUUCGUAUUUUAUCGUAGACAAAGCUAAACAGCUGUCUCCGUAAAAAAGAGAUCUUCUCUCGAUGUUUUUACCAUGUCUUCUCCUGUAAAAAGAGCUAGAGUCUGUACCGAUUUUUAUAGAGCUACAAAAACAAGAUCUGCAUCUACAAAGACGUCUAAAUGCGACAAUGGACCAAAGAAAAAAGAACGUAUCUCUAAGCGUCUUCAAAGUAAAAACGCCAAGAAGCCUUGUGAUCGAUCUCCGAGAAAUGUUCGUAAAACUGCGUUCGGUGACCCACAACAACCAACUCUCAAAAAGACACACAACUUGAAGAAAUCAUUUGAAGUCAAAGCUAACAAAAUAACUGCACAUUUCCCCCGUUGUAAACCAUCGAAUGGAUACUGCCAUGUAAAAGCAGCCCCAGAUGAACUCCUGCUCCAGAUUUUCUCAUUUCUUCAAGCUGAUGAUCUUUGUAGAGUUUCUCAAGUGUGUACAAGAUUCGCUACCAUCUGUCAAGAUGAGACACUAUGGAAACAGCUUUAUUCAAGAGUUUUUGAUAUGAGAAAGCCUUUGAGAAGGACAGAGGAAGGACUUAUUGUUAGCCAAGAUUCAAUUGGAACACUUUCAUGGAAAGAGAGUUUCAAAAUGCUCCACAAUUCUCAUCAUGUUUACCAGAAUAAUUGCUUUCAAGAGAACAAUAUAUUGCAUCAUAAGACGGUACAAGAUGCCAUAGACAGUGUUCCUGCUAAUGGCUUCAUUCUAGUACAUGCUGGGACUUACAAAGAAAGUUUGGUUAUCAAUAAGCCUGUUUUUAUCAUUGGGGUUUCAUUUGGCGACAUUAAUGCAGUAACCAUAGAGAGCUCUGUUGUAACCACUGUCAAUUUUGAAUCUGGAUCAAGCGGUGCUCUUCUUGGUCACUUGACUGUCAAGCACACWGUYAACCAAUCUUCACAGUACAGCAAACAUGGAUGUUUGGAAAUCAGUGGUGAAUGUUCACCRGUGAUAUUCAAUUGCAGACUUACAAGUCUAUCACAUGCUGGAGCUACAGUGUAUGUGCAUGGAAAAACUGCAAGACCUGUUGUGUCAAACUGUGUGAUAUCAGAUUCUGAGAAUGUGGGAAUUUUUGUGACUGAUGGAGCUCAGGGUUUGUAUGAAGACUGUGAGAUUACAAAUACUAAACUAGCUGGAGUGUGGGUGAGAAGCCAUGCUAAUCCAAUCAUGAGACGCAACCACGUUCAUCAUGGUAGAGAUGUAGGAUUUUUCAUAUUUGAUCAAGGCCUGGGUUACUAUGAAAAGAACGACAUUCACCAUAACCGCAUCGCUGGUCUUGAGGUUCGUUCAUGGGCAAAUCCUACCGUGGUGGGCUGUUUGAUUCAUCAUGGCAUGACUGGAGGCAUAUAUUGUCAUGAUGACGCACGAGGAGAAUUCUUGGAAAACAAGAUCUACUCAAAUAAGUACGCUGGGAUCUGGAUCACCUCGCAAAGUAAUCCAACAAUUAAAAAUAACGAAAUAUUUGAUGGUCAACAAGGAGGUGUUUACGUUUUUGGCGAAGGACGAGGUCUGAUAGAAAGCAACAAUAUUCAUGAUAAUGCCUUGGCUGGAAUUCAAAUACGUACUAAAAGUAACCCAAUAGUACGAUGUAAUAGAAUCCACAGUGGUCUUCAUGGCGGGAUUUACAUUCACGAAGGAGGCCAAGGACUCAUAGAGGAGAACGAAAUAUUCAGCAAUACGUUAGCGGGUGUUUGGAUAACCACAGGAAGUUCACCAACAUUACGAUAUAACAGAAUACACAGUGGCAAACAGGUUGGAGUGUAUUUCUAUGAYGGUGGUUGUGGUACUCUGGAAGACAAUGAUAUUUUUAAUCAUAAAUACUCAGGAAUUCAAAUACGGUCUAACAGUAACCCUCUCAUUAGAAGAAACAAAAUUUGGGGAGGACAAAAUGGAGGCGUGCUUGUUUACAACGAAGGAAUGGGUUUGCUUGAAGAAAAUGAAAUMUUUGACAAUGCYAUGGCUGGUGUUUGGAUCAAGACYGACAGCAAUCCCGUCUUACGAAAAAAUAAAAUCCACGAUGGUCGAGAAGGAGGCAUAUGUAUUUUCAAUGGUGGAAAAGGUGUUCUAGAAGAAAACGAAAUCUUCAGAAAUACUCUAACAGGAGUCUUAAUUAGUACAUCGAGCUUCCCUGUAUUGAAAAACAACAGGAUUUAUGAUGGUGGAGCCGCGGGAAUAGAAAUCACCAACAACGCAGGAGGCCUAUUAGAAGAUAACGAAGUAUUCAAUAACCGCUUUGAUGGCAUCUGUCUAGCUACUGGCGUCAAACCAAAAUUAAAAAAUAACAAAGUGUACAGUAACAAAGGCGAAGUAGAGCACGCUGUCGAUGGUGGAUUGUGUCUGUUUCAAGUAUCAGGGAAUUCUUGUUAUCCAAUGCACGACUUCUACAAAUGCAACACGUGUGGUACGACUGAUGGCUUUGCUAUUUGUAUUAGCUGUGUAAAUAAAUGUCACCGAGGACACAACAUCAGCUUCGUUAGACACGAUAGGUUUUUUUGUGAUUGUGGUGCAGGAUCAACUGGCAUCAACUGCAAGCUAACCGGCGAGUCUUCAAGAUCAGUGACUUCCUGYAAAAGCCGGCAUACGCAYAAUUCAUGUAAUGCCGAUGGUGCCGAGGGCAUGCAYAGUGAUAAUUCAUCAAUAAUAAGUUGAUGACACUUAAAAUAGUUAGUUUUUAAAAUUGAAAWWUUGGCCGUACAUUUUAUCUAUUGAAACUCGCCGCAACUCAAAAUAUCGUUGAAAACUGACGUAGUUUAUUAUUGUAUUGAUUUAGUUUGUAUCAAACUAUKAUAUUAUAGAAUAUCUCUCUCUAUCCAUCCACUAAUAUAUUGAUAUUGACCCAUAAUAUUUAAGUAAUAUCCAACAUGAUAAAAUCAAAAACCGUUCGUAUGUAAGAUAAACUAUUUAUAUAGGCCACUGUUAUCAGAUUAAUUUAUAAUUUUACAAGAGGUUUUUAAUAAAGACAUUUUAUUAUAAAGCAUAA
Molecule: messenger RNA, 3381 nt
Organism: Exaiptasia diaphana
Lineage: Eukaryota; Metazoa; Cnidaria; Anthozoa; Actiniaria; Aiptasiidae
Product: F-box only protein 11
Exons: 25
Coding region: 444-3050 (868 amino acids)
Biological process (GO): regulation of apoptotic process; protein ubiquitination; ubiquitin-dependent protein catabolic process
Molecular function (GO): zinc ion binding; protein binding
Source: RefSeq, a predicted model, not a curated record